Clupea harengus (Atlantic herring) is the source of this 2021-nucleotide messenger RNA. RefSeq names its product transmembrane protein 87B (gene tmem87b). The record is from RefSeq and is a predicted model, not a curated record. Gene Ontology annotation, cellular component: Golgi cisterna membrane; Golgi apparatus. NCBI's taxonomy places the organism in Eukaryota, Metazoa, Chordata, Actinopteri, Clupeiformes, Clupeidae. Bases 291 to 1334 code for a protein of 347 amino acids. Gene Ontology annotation, biological process: retrograde transport, endosome to Golgi. The transcript has 14 exons.
GUAAAUAAUUCUGUAACCGUGAAAGGUUUUAAUUUCAUUAUUUUAUGCACUAUAUUAUAUUGCAUUCGUUGCAGUGAAUUCCAAAUCACAUUCUGUGUAAUACUAAAUAAAUAUUAAGAUAAUAUAAGUAAGAAGUUCGCAGUCCAUGAAAUUCCCCUUAUUUGACGAAGGCUGUCUUUCUAAAGGCUGAUGUAAUCGCGACCACAUGGAGAGACGGCCCUUACUUGCUGGUGGUGAAGAUAACGUCGACCAAGCCAGAGUCGGACUGGAAUUUAACAGUCAGUGUGGUGAUGAAGGGCACACACGGCUUCAUCUCUAUCACCGAGUGGCCCCUGAUGAUAUUCUACAUGGUGAUGUGCGUGGUGUACAUCCUCUACGCCUUGCUCUGGUUCGUCUGGGCAGCCUGCUACUGGAAGGACCUGCUGAGAAUCCAGUUCUGGAUCGCCGGAGUCAUCUUCCUGGGCAUGGUGGAGAUGGCCGUCUUCUGUGCCGAAUAUGAGAACACCAACACAGUGGGGCAAGCCACCCAAGCCCUACUGAUCUUUGCGGAGCUCGUCUCUGCCCUCAAGAGGACUCUGGCUCGGCUGCUCGUCAUCAUUGUCAGCCUUGGAUACGGCAUAGUCAAGCCUCGUCUUGGCACGGUGAUGCACAGAGUGGUGGGCUUGGGGGUGCUGUACUUUUCCUUCGCUGCCAUUGAAGGCUUCCUGAGGAUCACUGGGGGUCGGGACAAUGGGUCUAACCUCAUAGCAGUCGUGGUUCUAGCCAUGCUUGACUCCGCUGCCACCUGGUACAUAUUUGUAAGUUUGGCUCAAACCAUCAAGACCCUGAAGCUGCGGAGGAACCCCGUCAAGCUGUCCCUGUACCGACACUUCACCAACACGCUCAUCUUCGCUGUCAUUGCCUCCAUCAUCUUCAUGGUCUGGACGACAAAAAAGUUCCGCUUUGCAGAUUGUCAGUCAGACUGGAUGGAGCUGUGGGUGGAUGAUGCCUUCUGGAGGUUCUUGUUCUCCAUCAUUCUGCUGGUCAUCAUGUUCCUAUGGAGACCGUCUGCAAACAAUCAAAGGUAUGCGUUUACGCCUUUGAUGGACGACUCUGAUGAUGAGGAGAUCGAGGAGUUCCUCGUGUCUGCUAAUCUGGCCGACGGAAUAAAGCUGAGAUCCACCAAGAGUGAUGCCAACGGCACAGCACCCAAACCUGCAGCCAAUCCAGAUGAAGACUUGAAGUGGGUGGAGGAGAACAUCCCUACAUCACUGUCCGAUGUGGCACUUCCUGUUCUUCUGGACUCUGAUGAGGAAAUCAUGACCACAAAAUACGAGAUGUCCAAGAUGGAGUAGCGUUUUGGGGAAAGCGGUGCUUCUCUGCCCUGCUCGACGUGGCUCCCCCUGCUGGCCAGACUACAGACUACGCCCAUCGGCCCUCGCUCCAGAGGGAUGUCUGAACACUAAGCAACGAGAGGCUGCUCCUAGCAGAGGCCGGGGAAGGGUUCUGCCUGCCAGAGCUGAGGGCUGAUGCUUGCCUCGUGGGGUUUCUCAGAUAGAGGUGUUACCUCACAGUUCCUUCAUGAAAGUCUAAAACACACUCCCGUCACCCUCGUGCACCUGGUGUCCUGGCCAUCGUUUACAAAUCCGUUUAACCAACUCCGUUCAGUGAACUCCUCCUCAAAGGAACAAAGCUGCCCUCAUCUUGUCCACUGUAAAGAGGGAGCUGACCAUCAUAGCACAUCAUGACUGUUUGUUUUGUUUUUCUCUCUUCUGCUUCUGUGUUUUUCAACUGGCAAGGUUGUGCGGCAGGACCAAGUCACUUUAACUUAGGAUGGAAUGGGGUGGGUGGCAGUUCUGGUUGACCAAAAGUUGAGGUUCUAAGUUCUUUCCUUCUGUUGCUUUGACACAGUCUUGUACACAUGUGUUAUUUAUGUUUCCGUGUGAAGCAGGGUUUGCUGUCUGAAAAUAUAAUGUGAAAUACUGUAUGUGUCUGAUAUGAUUGUGUGUGUGUGUAUUUACAUGUAUGCGUGCGCGCGCGUG